Monopterus albus (swamp eel) is the source of this 1950-nucleotide messenger RNA. Its product is annotated as dedicator of cytokinesis protein 3-like. Gene Ontology annotation, molecular function: small GTPase binding; guanyl-nucleotide exchange factor activity. The transcript has 9 exons. Bases 665 to 1438 code for a protein of 257 amino acids. Gene Ontology annotation, cellular component: cytoplasm; plasma membrane. Lineage: Eukaryota; Metazoa; Chordata; Actinopteri; Synbranchiformes; Synbranchidae. Gene Ontology annotation, biological process: small GTPase-mediated signal transduction. The record is from RefSeq and is a predicted model, not a curated record.
UCUCUAUUUGCUCACAACAACUUUGUCAGCUGCAGCGGCUGAGAAGUGUUUGUGUACAUAUGAAGGAGACCCCAGUGUAGCGAGGGAGGCUGGAGGAUGCUGCACUGACAAGGAGACUGCAAGGCAAGAGAGGCUGGGCUGUUGGACCGAAACGGGAUCUGAUCAUCCCCCCGGGGCGUUUGGUACGUACAGUGCAGGAACUGUAGGUUCGCUGUAUUGUAAAUAUCCAGAGCCCCCCGUCGCUCUGCGACGUCUGGGCCACAGCCCCCAGCCUCUACUCCCGACCUCAUGGUAUUUCGUAAUACCCACGCCUAUAGAGGACAGAUGUCCGUUUCUCUGUGACGCCUGUAUUUCAUCUUUAGCGGUUCUGCAUGAGGGUGUCAGCGGCCGUUAGUCUCCGCGCUGCGCAGCGGCUACGGCACAGACGGACAAACACAUGCGCCAUGCGUCAACCAGACGGGACACGAAACAACAUAUGUUGUGCUCCUCCUUAAAAACAACUUGUUCUGUUCUGCUGCGACUCCCGAAGAGUUGUUUCCCCUUCUCUCACCCUGAGCAGCUGAAGUAACUUUCCCUCUCCGGUGAUACCUCCAGGCUCUCCAUGAGGCGACGCACCGGGUGAUCACACUUUCCUGGGGAUUUUGCUCUUUGUACAGCGGACACGAUGUGGACACCGACGGAGGACGAGAAGAUAGGAGUGGUGAUCUGCAGCUUCCGGGGCUCCGUGACUCAGGGUUUGGCUCUGGAGGUGGGAGAGACGGUUCAGAUUCUGGAGAAAUGUGAAGGAUGGUACAGAGGAUUCUUGAUGAGAAAGCCGAAUGUGAAGGGAGUUUUCCCAGCCAGCUACGUUCACUUGAAGAAAGCCAUCAUAACCAACCGGGGGCCACAUGAGACUGCGGUGCCUCUGGAAGACCCCGUUGUUACCGAGGUGACGUCAAUGCUACAGGAGUGGGCCUCACUGUGGAAGCAGCUCUAUGUGAAACACAAGGUGGACCUGUUCUACAAGGUUCGCCACGUGAUGAUGGAGCUGAUCGACCUCAGACGGCAGCUGCUGUCUGGUCACCUGACACAGGACCAGAGCCGAGACGUGAAGAGACACAUCACCGUCCGACUGGACUGGGGCAAUGAGCACCUGGGUCUGGACUUGGUGCCAAGAAAAGAGUUUGAGAUGGUGGAUGAAGACCAGAUCAGUGUCUCAGAUCUUUAUAAAAUGCAUCUGUCCAGCAGACACAGCGUACAACAGAGCACCACACAGGGUGAUGGUACCUGGCAGCGACACGGCGAGGCCAGCAGAGUCCCAGUGCCAUCACUUCCUGGUUUUAAUUCAAGCUUAAAACUUGGGGCAACUGUGGCUCAGAAGGUAGAGUGGUCGUCCCCUAACCAGAAGGUCGGUGGCUCGAUUCCCAUUCUCCCCAGUCCACAUGUCAAGUGUCCUUGAGCAAGACAUUGAACUUCAAGUUGCUCCCGAUGGCCAGAGCAGUGCUUUGCAGGGACAGCGCCACCAUCUGUGUGGGGUGGGGUGGCACCGCACAGAUAAAUUCUGUGUCACAGCAGACAAAGGAGAAGCUGUGGUCGUCGGUUAAGGAAGUGUCGGUGUCUGGGAUUACCACACUGUGGUGACUCAGCGUCCCUGAUGGCGACCUCAGGUGGAUUACCAUCAUGUGAACCACUGGAUUUUAGAGUGACAACAUGAUUUAAGGUUAGGGCUGUGGCAAGUAGUGGUCUUGGUUAACCUUAGGGUGAAUCUAAGUCAGUCCACAAGGAAUGAAAACAGUCGUGUGUGUGUGUCCCCUCCAGUGCUGGGAGUACGGUAUUCCUCUGUGCAGGGAGCUGGCCUUCCAGUAUGAAUCUCUGUACGACUACCAGAGUCUCAGCUGGAUUCGGGUGAGCUGCACAACACAACCACAACUCUGUCACACUGUACGACGUCAUUCCUAUCACUUCUUCCAG